AUGGCAGGCAGAAUCCUGGAUAAUGAAUUUGACAAUUAUUCCUACAUAGUUGGAAUAGAUUUUGGAACCACAUUCUCUGGAUGCUCUUACAUAUACAUUAAAAGCAGUAUCAACGAAAUAUUUGACAUAACUGACUGGCCGAAACGUAGUGGAUACAUUUAUCCCAAGGUUCCUACUGUGCUGUUUUAUGAACAAAACAGCAAAAAUCUCAUUGCGUGGGGGUAUGAUGCUAUUCAGAGAGCAAAGCGCCCAGAUACUAUGGGUGUUUUGAUCGACAAGUUUAAGCUACAUUUAGAUCAUAGCCAGACAUACCCCGCACUUCCAAAUGGGUUAACUGUUCUUGAAGUAAUAACCGACUAUCUUCGUGAAUUUAAUCUAUACAUACAUACUUGCUUGAAAGAUAAACUCGGCGUAAUCUACAAUUCUUCAAACUUCAAAUAUUGUCUCACAGUUCCAGCUAUAUGGGACGAUCAAGCUAAAGCUAUCAUGCGGGAAGCAGCAGUCCUUGCUGGAAUUGUUGACCGUAGCGAUAAUCCAGAUCGUCUUAUACUUACUAGCGAGCCAGAAGCAGCUUCUUUAUAUUGCGAAAAAAAAUCGGGCCAAUUCAACCUUAAACAUGGACAACGUUUUAUGAUCUGUGAUGCUGGUGGCGGCACUUUAGACUUGAUUGUAUUUGAAAUCGAUACCUCUUCUGGUGACGCAUCUCUUCGCGAAGUUACAAAAGGCUCAGGAAGUACAUGUGGAUCGACUUUCUUGGACAGGAAUAUGCGAGAUCUGAUCAUAAAACGGUUUGGCACUUAUGCUGACGGCAACAAAGAGAUUAUUGAUAACUUAAUUGAUCAUUUUGUUGCUUCAACCAAGCCUCAAUUUGAUGAUGAAGAUGAUGAAUUUUUUACUAUUCCAAUCUCAUUGGGCCUAAACGAGGAAAUUUUGGCUAAUAUUGGAGUAGCUGACGGAAGACUUCAAGUCACGGUUGAUGAACUUCGCGAGGAUGUAUUUGAGCCGGUUGUAAAACAAGUUUUGGAUUUGAUAUCUGAUCAAAUAAACCAGUCUCGAACACAGAUUGAUGCUAUAUUUCUGGUCGGUGGGUUUGGCCAAUCCAGAUAUCUAGGCAGGCGUGUUAAAGAGAUUUUUAAACCCAAAGUUGGAUCAAUAUAUGUACCGAGUCGCGGUGAAAUGGCAGUGGUUCGCGGUGCAGUUAUGUUCGGAAUGGAUCCCAAUAAAGUUACGCACAGAAUAUUACGGCGUACAUAUGGGCUCAGAUGUGGUUCUAUAUUUGAUGCCCUUAGGGAUCCACCAGAGAAAAAAUAUAUAGACUAUGAUGGUGUUACACGCUGUCAUGAUCGUUUUAGUAUAUUCGCCACCAAAGGAGAAUCCAUGGCCGUUAACAAAUGCGUUUCUAACGAAUACUUUGUAUUUUAUCCCGGCCCUUUUAAUUCAGAUUUGUUUGCUUACGAUUUUGAUGGAAGUUCUCCAAGGUACACUACUGAUUUAGGUGUUCGUAAGGUAGCUAAGUUCUCUAAAGAACUUUCUAUAUUUACUAAUGUCAAACUGGGGGAUAAAAUAUUCUUUACAACAAACAUGUACUUUGGAAAAACUGAGAUUAUGAUUGAGACUUUAAUCAGGGGUGAAAAGUUUACUUAUACUUCAAGUUUUGCUUCUCAUGAACUUGAAAAAACCUCUAGUUAA
Messenger RNA from Phycomyces blakesleeanus NRRL 1555(-), 1689 nucleotides. RefSeq lists its product as hypothetical. Gene Ontology annotation, molecular function: ATP-dependent protein folding chaperone; ATP binding. The record is from RefSeq and is a predicted model, not a curated record. NCBI's taxonomy places the organism in Eukaryota, Fungi, Mucoromycota, Mucoromycetes, Mucorales, Phycomycetaceae. The coding region runs from base 1 to 1689 and encodes 562 amino acids. The transcript has 6 exons.